Malus domestica (apple) is the source of this 1892-nucleotide messenger RNA. RefSeq names its product cytochrome P450 89A2-like. Gene Ontology annotation, cellular component: membrane. Lineage: Eukaryota; Viridiplantae; Streptophyta; Magnoliopsida; Rosales; Rosaceae. Gene Ontology annotation, molecular function: heme binding; iron ion binding; oxidoreductase activity, acting on paired donors, with incorporation or reduction of molecular oxygen, NAD(P)H as one donor, and incorporation of one atom of oxygen. The record is from RefSeq and is a predicted model, not a curated record.
UGUUGAGCAAACGCAGUUGCUCUUUGUCUGAUUGCUUACGAUUCACCAUGGAAACCUGGUUCCUUAUCCUCAUCGCCCUCUGCGUCUCCUUCCUCCUCAAACCCCUUCUCUCUCUAUUCCUACCCACUUCCAUCUCCAGACCCAAUCUCCCUCCCGGGCCUCGCUUCUUCCACAUCAUCGAAGGCUUCUUAUUCCUCCUCAAAUCUUCCUUGGAGCUCGAGCCUAUUAUCCGCAAACUCCAGGCCGAAUACGGGCCCAUCAUCUCCCUCCCCAUCGGCUCCCGCUCUACCGUCUUCGUCGCCGAUCGCUCCCUCGCCCACCAGGCCUUAAUCCAGAACGGAGCCGUGUUCGCCGACCGCCCCCUGGCCUUGGCCACCAACAAGUGCGUCAGCAGCAACCAGCACACUAUCGGCUCCGCCGUCUACGGCCCCUUGUGGCGCCUCCUACGCCGCAACCUCACCUCUGAAAUCCUUCACCCUUCCCGCGUCAAAUCCUACGGCAACGCCCGCAAAUGGGUUCUCGACAUCCUCGUCAACCGCCUCAAAACCGAGUCUCAAUCCCACUCCGAAGCUGCCGCCACCGGAGUCAGGGUGGUCGACCACUUCCAAUACGCCAUGUUCUGCCUCCUGGUUCUGAUGUGCUUCGGCGACAAAUUGAACGAAGAGCAAAUCAAAGAAAUCAAGCGCGUGCAGCGCCAACUACUUUUGAGUUUCGGGCGGUUCAAUAUCCUCAAUUUCAAGCCGAAAUUGACGAAGAUUAUCUUCAAAAAUCGGUGGCGGCAAUUAUUUAAAAUCCUCGAGGAACGACGAGAAGUGCUCCUCCCUCUGAUUCGAGCACGACAAAAUAGGGCAAAGCAGGGCAGCAAAACCGACGACAAAGAUGAUGAAUUUGUGUUGUCGUAUACAGAUACGCUGCUGGACCUCGAGCUUCCCGACGGCAACGAAAAGCGGAAGCUUUCGGAGGGAGAAAUGGUCAGCCAAUGCUCAGAGUUUCUGGAUGCCGGCACCGACACGACUUCCACCGCGCUGCAGUGGAUCAUGGCCAACGUAGUGAAGUACCCGCAAGUUCAGGAGAAGCUGUUUGCCGAGAUUAAAGGGGUGAUGGGAGAAACGGAGGACGAGGUGCGGGAGGAGGUCCUGCACAAGCUGCCGUAUCUGAAAGCCGUGAUCUUGGAGGGGCUGAGGCGCCACCCGCCGGCGCACUUUGUGCCGCGCGCGGUGACGCAUGACGUGGAUUUGGGCGGACACGUGGUGCCCAAGAACGGGAGUGUUAGUUUCAUGCUGGCGAGUAUAGGGUGGGACCCGCAAGUGUGGGAGGACCCCAUGGCGUUCAAGCCGGAGAGGUUCUUGGGCAGCAGUGGAGGAGAAGAAGGGUUCGAUUUGAGGGGGAGCAGGGAGAUUAAGAUGAUGCCGUUUGGGGCAGGGAGGAGGAUCUGUCCAGGGUCGGGAUUGGCGGUGCUUCACCUGGAGUACUUUGUGGCGAAUUUGGUGUGGAAAUUUGAGUGGAGAACUGUGGAGGGAGAUGACGUGGACCUGUCAGAGAAGCAGGAGUUUACUAUAGUGAUGAAGAAUCCAUUGCAUGCCCACGUAAUCCCUAGAAUUUAAUACGUGUGAGAAUUCUGUACUAAUUAUUCGGUGCAUAUUCAACCGUUGAAUCUAUCCAUGUAUGCUUUUCAUUGAUUAUGUAAUUUUGAAAAUUUAGAUUUUUAGUUUACUAGUCUGAUUCAAGACGGAUUUUAUAACUUCAAUAUUUAGAGAGUGAUUUGAGUGAGCUGUAUUUGCUACUUUUUAGCUUAUAACUAAUACAACUUUCAAAUCUUGGGAAGACAACUUCUGCAUUUAGAGACUGCCCAAGAGCAAGGAGCAUUUGAGAAAUUGAUGGGAUUGCCUACA